Arachis stenosperma is the source of this 1044-nucleotide messenger RNA. Its product is annotated as peroxidase 7-like. Gene Ontology annotation, biological process: hydrogen peroxide catabolic process; response to oxidative stress. Gene Ontology annotation, molecular function: heme binding; peroxidase activity. The record is from RefSeq and is a predicted model, not a curated record. The transcript has 3 exons. Bases 1 to 1044 code for a protein of 347 amino acids. Lineage: Eukaryota; Viridiplantae; Streptophyta; Magnoliopsida; Fabales; Fabaceae. Gene Ontology annotation, cellular component: plasmodesma; plant-type cell wall.
AUGGCAAAUUCUUCCUUCUUCACAUUCCUUCUCCUUUUGCUUCUUUACACCAUUGUAGCCUCAGCCAACAAUCCUAAUGAUGAUGAGACAGUCCCAAGUGACAAUGUUUUCACACUCCAAGUUCCAACAUUAGAUGAUAGCAUUUUGGAUAAUCUUCUUUCUUUUGGUUACUAUCUUAAAAGUUGUCCUGAAUUUGAAUCCAUCCUACAUAACAAAGUCAAAGUAUGGAUUCAAAAGGAUCACACUUUGGCAGCUAGUCUUCUCAGGUUGCAAUUUCAUGAUUGCGUUGUUAGGGGUUGUGAUGGGUCCAUUCUAUUGGACCAUGAUGGGAGUGAGAGAAGAGCAGAAGCAAGCAAGAAGCUGAGGGGGUUUGAUGUGAUUAAUGAGAUAAAGGAAGAGUUAGAGAGAAGUUGCCCCAACACAGUGUCUUGUGCUGACAUUCUAAGUGCAGCUGCAAGGGAUGCCACUGUUGAAUUGGGUGGACCCUAUUGGGCAGUUCCUUAUGGUAGAAAAGAUGGCAGAAUCUCCAUUGCUAAAGAAACUCAAAUCAUUCCCAUUGGACGUGAAAAUAUUACUUCUUUGAUUGAGUUCUUUCAAUCCAAGGGCUUGACUCUCCUUGACUUAGUUGUUCUUUCAGGGUCUCAUACAAUUGGAAGAAGUUCAUGUGGAUCCAUUCAAUAUAGGCUAUACAACUACCAAGGGAGUGGAAAACCAGACCCAACAAUAGAUCCAAAGUAUCUGAAUUUCUUGCAAAGAAAGUGUAGGUGGGCCUCAGAGUAUGUGGAUCUUGAUGCCACAACUCCAAAUAACUUUGACAACAAUUACUACAUUAACCUCAGCAAAAGAAUGGGGUUGUUGUACACAGACCAAUUGCUUUAUUCUGAUCCAAGAACUUCACCACUUGUUUCUGCAUUGGCUUCAACACCCUCCAUUUUCCAACAUCAAUUUGCUGUGUCUAUGUCCAAGUUUGGAGUAAUUGAUGUUCUCACUGCUCAGGAUGAAGGAGAAAUCAGGACCAAUUGCAAUUUUGCCAAUGCUUAUUGA